UAGGGGUAUCUGUUGUCCACGCUUGAACACGGAGAAUUCAUUCAGCAUUUUGAUUUUGCACUAAAGCACAGAUAGCAUUCACAAUGCUCAAGAUUCGUCUUCGUGUUACCAGGUGUUCUGUUCUUUCAGUUUUGUAAAUGGUGCUCAACUUUGUGAUCACCGAUCAGUGAUGACAAGAGUGAUGAUAAUGUUUUCGUUGAAAAUGUGGUAUCGUGCAGGCUACAGAUAUUAAUAAGGGGAAACCUAAAUGCGUAAAUACUUUGAGGUUUGUGCAACUGGAUUGAAAGUAAUCUCUCUAAAGGUAUUUUCUAUAGUUUUGGAAAUUUUCUAUAUCGUUCAUACGACAUAAGAAUUGGAAUGGUUAAUGUUAAUAGGACUCACUACUAUCCAUUAAUACAGUCAGCUGUUGAAGAUUUCUGUUUAAACGCCUCCAGGAAAUCGAUUUCGCGUGACCGUAAUUAAGAAUUUUGCCAGCCGCAUGUAAUACGAACUGAAUGCAUGCAUCUAUACUACUGUGUGAUCGAUAAAUAAGCCAAAAUUCAUACCGUUAAUUAAUCACGCAACAGUUUACCGGCUCAUCGCGGCGUAAACAGCAGCCGUUUUCAAAGGAAACGUUGCAUUACUACUUCCGCCAGUAUGGUCUCCUGCACAUCCCUGUGCGGCAUUCGCAGGUCAUUUGUACUUCGAAUGCAUACAUGCAUUUUUCGGCACUAUAUCGAAAUAUAACCCUCAUCCCGUUGACGUUGUUACUAAUGCCGCGAAAGGGAUGAGAUUAACGUGUACUCUAGCUCCGUGAAAGGUGUGGCUCCAUUGUGGUGUAUUACGCAGCGGAGAGGAGGCUGGAAGUCCCGGUUUGAACGUUCAGUUGUGCGCCUAUUCGCUGUACAAUAUGGAUACAGUACGUUCCCAUUAAAAUGCCGGCACUAUGCAAUGGAAUUUACAGGAUUCAUUAAACCCGCUGGCGGUGCUGUAUUGGUCAGAGUGGAAGGAUAUUAUUAUGUAGAGAAUCGCUUAUUAAGCACGAUUGCAUGGAAGUAAUAGCGCAGUAUAAGGUGUAAUUCGGCAGUCUGAAGUACUGUUAUUAGGGGCUAAUUGUCACCUCAUCCAGAGGUGUGGAAUCGGGCUAAUGUGCGCAAUUGCAAUACCCAUUUGCCAAUAACUGUGAAGCACACGCCAACAAUUCAUACAGGUUUGUGCAAUGCUAGCAAAACCGAGUGCAUGUAAUUAUUUAAACAUGUUGUGCAAUCACUAAGCUAGUGCUUACCGUCAAUUACUAAAAUUUAGCUUAUAUUCAGUAUACCAAUCUGUAUGGUCAGUUGGGCUUUAUGUAAUUUAUUUUUAUACCUACCGUACUUAUGCAAAAACCCAAAUUUGGCGCAAUGAAAGACUCAAUCAUGGAUCCAACGUUGCGACAAGUGCAGCGGUAUUUUGCGGUAGGAAUGGAAUAUUUCGACACUGCCGGUUAUUUCCAGAUCCAGUACAACCUGAAUGCCAGUUACAACAAUACCACCGUUGUGGAUAUCACGCAGGUUGUCGCCGAAUUCCCGCUCCAUUAUCGUGUAAUCGCCACGAUGGUCCAUACGAUUAUUUUUAUCCUGGGAGUUGUAGGAAACCUCGUGCUGGUAUUUGUUGCUUACAAAACAAAAGCACUACAAACGCCGACCUACAGAUUUCUGAUAUCUCUGGCGAUUGCCGAUCUGCUGGUGCUCAUAAGUGCAGUACCGGAAGCCUUAAUUUUUCAUCAUGUUGGGAAGCGCUGGGUUGCCGGUCAGAUUGCAUGCAGUCUCUUCGUCUUCACGAACUUUUUAGGGAUCAACGCCGGAAGCAUUAGUAUCUUGGCGUUUUCGGUGGAAAUGUAUGUGGCAAUCUGCCGGCCGCUCACCGCUCAAAAAUACUGCACCAUGCCGCGCACCAAUCAAAUCAUCAUGGGCAUCUGGCUGUUUGCCGUCCUGUAUUGCUGCCCUUGGCUGGGCUUAACCGAAGUCCGCACGGAUUUGCAUCUUCCCGAUCGGAAGCAGUGCGAUUUUCGCUUAUCAAAAGAACAAUAUUUUUACUACUUCGCCGCAGAUCUCUGUUUAUUCUACAUUGCCCCGCUGCUGAUUGCCGCGGUGAUCUACACACGGAUCGUCAUAGUGCUGUAUAAGAGCGUUAGGACGUAUGAGCGGGAAAGUCGCAGUAGUGUACGUGUGCAUCAUCUUCGCGAGAGUGUCGACGGAUUGGAUGAGGUGGAUCAGACCAGCUGCACGGGACCGCCGGCUGCGUACCAGUGCCCUAGAAAAUCCGUGACAACCUGCCUUUUACCCAGCACGGAUCCCGCCAACGAUGAGCUGCAGCGUGCGCAGAAUAUCCAUCGGCGAAUGCAGUCCCGAGCGCGCGUAGGUGUAACGACGCGAUACGUUCUGCGAAUGCUGAUUGUGAUUGUCAUUUUGUUCGCGAUAUGUUGGCUGCCGUAUCGCGGUUUAUUAGUGUACAACACCUUUCUGAAGAAACAUUGGCUGAAUCUGUGGUACAUGUUCUUCGCAAAAACCUUGAUUUAUUUCAACUCCGCGAUGAAUCCUUUCCUGUACAGCACCAUGAGCAAGCGUUUCCGGCGUGCGGCAUGGAUGACCUUAACCUGCCGGGUGAAUAAAUUGAACAGCGUGGAGGAUGCCAACAGCGUCCUUCAUGACGAUCCCUCGCAGCCCGUCUUUGAAAAUGAAACCGUUCCUAUGACCAACUACAAUCAGCGGGAUACCAACAACAUCCAGGAAGAAUCUACUUCUUCACCGGUGUUCAUCGAUACCCUGCAUCCAGAUAUACUGAUGCGGCGAACGCCGUCAGAUACCGCGGUAUAAAUUUGAUGUGAUGUCUAAAAUCGACACUAAUGCAUUUCUGCAGCACUGGCACAACUCGUAAAAUAAUUAUUCAUUCCAAAACUUUAUUGCGGAGUGUCCUAGACGUUUGUCCUAGACGUCAUUCAUCUGGAUUCCGGAGCACUCAUGAAUUGUGGAUGAUCAUUCAUAAUCGGUUGGCGUUAAGCGUAUUAAUCCCGGUUUUUGCAGUUGGGCAUUAAAAACUGCUCCAGUGUAAUCUGUAUACAAAUUAUUGAUACAGUAUUAACGAUUCAGUUCCUUUUCCAGUAAUAACUUCGACGUCUGGUUUUAGUUCCGGCUGUCUACAUUAGAACUGUGUGUGAGGUAUUUUUUUACGCUGACUACGGACCUGCGGUAUCCUCAACAGUGAGCGAUAACCACGAUUGUAUAUAUGCAUAAUAAUCGAUUCAGAGUGGAGUGCAUUUAUCUGAGUAUCCGCAGAAAUUUGUCGCCCUGCAUCAUCGCUAUUACCUAGUAAUACAUGCGUGGCUGCUAUUUAUCGUUAAUCAGGAAUAUUAUUCUUGUGAGAUGGAAACUUCAGAAAGCGAUAUGAUGGAGCCCACUGGUUUCCAGAAAGAUUGUUCCAUGGCACGAUAACAAUAUCAAGGUCUAUUUGCGAUUAAAAGAAACAACGUUUUCAACAGUACCAAUUAUAGAAGCAGCGUUACCCCGUUGAAUUGCCAAAGAAAUAUGCACCACCGAAAAGACCGAGAUUGUUUGCACCACCGAAAAGACUACCUUUAAGUAGCCGACCACCGUUCGACUCCCGUGGCGGAAACGAUAUCCACAGCAGUCGAAGCAUGGGAGUCAUUUGAAGAGAAAGCCGUGGCAUGGACACCUGAUAACAUAGACACUGAGAAAGUAUUUGUCAGAAAUUGCACCGAAUAACGCAACCAUUCUUGAACCCUAUUCUGUCUUGCCCUGAGUUGCGCAAGAGAAUGGAUCUCUGCACUAAAAUGAAUGAGAAUAGUAUAUUUUGGGUUUGCAUGAGAAUGGUAUAUUUUGCGUUUACAUCACCUAGUACUUGCUACACAACAUUUUUUAAGGUUUUUUACCGAGCAAACUACCGAAUAUAUGUGAUCAUGACGCAUCAUCAGUUUAACAUUUUAUGUCGCUAACGUUUGGCCAUUUGCAUUUUACAAGCACAAGUUUUGCAUAAAAUAUUAGCAGUCU
Paramacrobiotus metropolitanus is the source of this 4025-nucleotide messenger RNA. Its product is annotated as thyrotropin-releasing hormone receptor-like. Gene Ontology annotation, biological process: G protein-coupled receptor signaling pathway. NCBI's taxonomy places the organism in Eukaryota, Metazoa, Tardigrada, Eutardigrada, Parachela, Macrobiotidae. Gene Ontology annotation, cellular component: membrane. Gene Ontology annotation, molecular function: thyrotropin-releasing hormone receptor activity. The transcript has 6 exons. The coding region runs from base 1356 to 2834 and encodes 492 amino acids. The record is from RefSeq and is a predicted model, not a curated record.